Agelaius phoeniceus (red-winged blackbird) is the source of this 2283-nucleotide messenger RNA. RefSeq names its product regulator of G protein signaling 18 (gene RGS18). Lineage: Eukaryota; Metazoa; Chordata; Aves; Passeriformes; Icteridae. The record is from RefSeq and is a predicted model, not a curated record.
ACCAGAGCUGCCCUUAGAGCCCGGCGUGGGCACAGCUGCAGUGGCCAGUACAGAGCCACCUCCUGCACCACCUCCUCUGGACACAGGGCUGGGGCUGGCCAGGGCAGUCCAGGCUGCUGCAGCAUGUGAGAGCCCGAGCCAGCACACACCAGGGACGAGAGAGCAAAGGGAACCUUGCUGGAAGCUUCUCUAGAGGAAGAUGGAGAACCCACUUCUUUUAUUCCCCCAGCUCAACAUUUCUGCUUCAAAGGAUAAACCCUAUUACAAAGUCAUGAAACCAGCGAUUAAGGAAGAGCCAAACAAGGCAAGCAAGCCUGGAGCUAAGCAGAAGAGAAAUAGGCUGAGCCUGCUCCUGCAGAAACCUGAAUUCCAUGAAAGUGAUCACCUUGGCAAACCUGGAAACUUGACGAAAGCAGCAAGCAGUGUGUCUCCUGAAGAAGCAGUGAAAUGGGGAGAGUCUUUUGACAAACUCCUUUCUGAGAAAGCUGGGCUGGAUGCCUUCACAAAGUUUCUGAAAACUGAGUUCAGUGAGGAGAACAUUGAAUUCUGGAUAGCCUGUGAGGAUUACAAGAAAAGCAAAAGUGCACAUGAACUUCUGCCAAAAGCCAAGACCAUUUUUGAAACAUUCAUACAGAAAGAUGCUCCAAAAGAGGUGAAUCUGGACUUUCACACCAAGGAAGUCACAAGCCAGAGCAUGGGGCAGCCCCUGCGCAGCACCUUCGACGCGGCGCAGAGCACGGUGUACCGGCUGAUGGAGCAGGACAGCUACCCGCGCUUCCUGCGCUCCGCCGCCUACCUGGGCCUGCUGCAGGGCCGGCCCGCGGCCCGCGCCCCGCUCCGCCGCCGCUCCCGCUCCUUCACCGUCAGCGACUUCCAGGGCGUGCGGCCGGACCUCACCGUGUGGUGACAGCCCAGCUCAGCCCUCCUGUCCCCGUGUGGUGACAGCCCGGCUCCGCCCUCCUCACCCCCUGUGUCACCGUGUGGUGACAGCCCUGCUCAGCCCUCCUCAUCCCCAGCUCCUGCAGCAACCCGGGUGUGUUUUAAACCCCAAACCCUCAGCAGGUGUAACUAAGUGGUGAAGCAAAAGAAGAUUCACUUACAGCAGGUCAGAGUUCUGGAGCAGAAUCUCACUUUCAUAGAAAAGUAGGUGAUGUAUUGGCAAGUCAUAACAUGCGGAGUUUUCAUAUAGGAUUUUUGUUUUUUUAAACUCACAGCAAAGGCUGUGAUCAGAUUUGGGGGAAAAAAGUUGAUUUUCCUGCUUAAAAAUGUCUCAUAUAGUGCCAUUUGAUAUUGCCCCAUAUGUAUCCUGGGCCUGUACCUUUAGGCCAGAGUUUCAUCACAGUUAGAAUAUCUGUAUCCAGUCUUUGCACACAUUUAUGUUUUUGCAAUAUUUCCUACACUAAGCACAGAGAAUUUGUGGUAUUUUCUGAUACUGUAAAACACACAGGAUCAUUAUUAGGUAUAAUGCAAAGUUAUAUUUAUUUUAACUAAAGACACUGCAUAAUUAAAUCUAUAAUUAAAAUGUGGCCAUUGCCUAUUUUAAGAGGAACGUAAAAAUACUAUUUAAUUUUCUGGGUUACAUUUUUCUUAUUCCACAUGUCUGCUGUCUAUUUUUAAGUUAUGAUGUAUAUAUUAGCUUUGGCAUCAAAUGCAUGUAUUCUAAUUUUUUGCAACUAAAUGAGCAGCAGCAAGGGGACAAGAAUGCUAUUUUAACACAAUGUGUAUCCUUAAAUACCAGGUGAUGUCUAUGUAUAUAAAUAUAAAAUAUUUCUACUUUUAUUUAUAAAUAGUCGUGGUAUACCAACUUUGUUACUACAGCUCUUGGACUCGGGCAGGGCAAGUUUCAGUUACAUUGGACAUUAAUAUCCUCUCUAUAGGUUGUAGAAGAGGAAGAAGAAAUCUUCUUUUUUAUUUCUUUACUAUCGAAGAGAGACUUUUUUUUUUUUUAUAGUCAGCACACAGUCAUUCUGUCCUUUUCUUUCACAGUUGAUGCAGACAUACCUUGAAGCUUGGGGCAGUUCUUAAAAUCUUAAACAUUGGUUCAGUUUAGGAAGGGGCUGCAGGAUUUAUCUGUAACUAUGACUUGUAUACUACAUUGUUUCUUAUGGUAUUUAAGCUUUCUCCCUUUCCCUCCCCUUUCUGUAAAUGGUGAAGGAGAAGAGAUGCAGUUCCUGAGGAUGGGACUUUGUGUUGAUUGUUAAUUUGGGGUGUAUAAGAACUGCUGGAUCUGCAGGUUUCCCUGUCUGCUUUAUUAACUUCCAAUAAAUCUGAUCUGCUUAAAGA